CUCAGGCCUUUCCGUUUUGCACUGGCGAUGAUUUUUGCAAUCGAGGAAAUAAACAAUGACACAGCUCUGCUUCCCGGGGUCACUCUGGGAUACCGCAUAUACGAUUCUUGCAAUUUGCUACAGUUAUCGUUAAAAGCAGCUAUGGAUUUUCUAAACAGUCCAGAGGCAAACACAUCCUCUGAUAACUGUAAAAAGUCCUCCACUGUUUCUGCGAUUGUUGCUGAUGCUGGAUCUACAAAAUCUUUAGCAAUAGCACCUUCCAUUGGUACCUUCAGAAUCCCUAUGGUUAGCUACUUUUCCACCUGUGCGUGCCUGAGCAAUAGAAAGGAAUAUCCGUCAUUUUUUCGAACAAUACCAAGUGAUUACUAUCAGGCUAGAGCAUUAGCCCAGUUGGUGAAACAUUUUGGAUGGACCUGGAUUGGGACAGUUAAGGGCGACGAUGACUAUGGAAACUUUGGAAUGCAAGCAUUUGAAGAGGCCGUUCAACAGUUAGGUGUUUGUAUAGCUUUUUCCGAGUCGUUUCAUAAAACAUACACUCGCGAGAAGUUACUGAAAACAGUUAACACCAUCAAAUUAUCUUCUACAAAAGUUGUCGUUGCUUUUGUGGGAGUAUCAAGUAUGGGUGUCCUUCUAAAAGAAAUGAUUGAACAAAAUGUCAGCGGUAUACAAUGGAUCGGAAGUGAAUCAUGGGUUUCCAUGUCUCUUCUUCCUCCGGAGGAAAGUAAAAAGAUUGCUUCUGGGGCAAUUGGAAUUGCAAUUCGCAAAGUCGGUAUACCAGGGUUGAGGGAGUUCUUGAUGAAAGUUCAUCCAUCUUUGUAUCCAGGGAACAUCUUGGUGAAAAAGUUUUGGGAAAGUUGUUUCGGCUGCACUCUAAGUGCUGGGAAUACAUUAGAUUCUCGAAAACCUGGAUCAGAACUUAAGGAAUGCACAGGACAAGAAAAUUUACAGAAUGUCCAAAAUGAAUUUACUGAUGUGUCGCAGUACAGAGUGACUUACAAGGUGUACAAAGCAACUUAUGCGAUAGCUCAUGCACUUCAUAAUAUGGCGUCAUGUAAAACUGGGUCAGGGCCUUUCUCCAAUGGGAGUUGUGCAAAUAUUUCAAAUUUUCAACCAUGGCAGUUAUUAUAUUACAUGAGAACUGUGAAGUUCGUAACUAAGAUGGGAGAAAAGGUUUAUUUUGAUGAAAACGGAGACCCUGUCGCAACAUAUGAUAUUGUAAACUGGCAACCAAAUGCCCUCGGUAACAUUGACAUUGUAAAUGUUGGACGCUAUGAUGGAGCAGCUCGUUCUGGAGAAGAAUUUUCGAUAAUAGAAGAGGCAAUUGUUUGGAGUGGUGGUCAGAAGUCGGUUCCUAAAGCUGUUUGUUCUCAAAGUUGCCAUCAUGGAACAAGGAAAGCAGGAAGAAAAGGACAACCCAUUUGUUGUUUUGAUUGCAUUCAAUGUGCACAGGGUGAAAUUAGUAACACAACUGAUUCCGUUCAUUGCAUAAAAUGUCCAUUGGAAUUCAAAUCUAAUGAACGACGGGAUCAAUGCAUUCCAAAGGAUAUUGAGUUUCUUUCCUUUUUUGAGACAUUGGGAAUCAUUCUGGUGACACUGGCGCUGUUUGGAGCCUGCACCGCUGUUGGUGUGUGUGCAAUAUUCUAUGUGUACAGAUGUACUCCGAUUGUUAAAGCUAAUAACUCUGAGUUAAGUUUCCUUCUUCUUUUUGCCCUGACACUUUGUUUUCUGUGUUCAAUUACAUUCAUUGGGGAACCUUCAGUUUGGUCUUGUAUGCUCUGCCACGUAGCGUUUGGUAUUAGUUUUGUUCUUUGCAUUUCUUGUGUAUUGAGUAAAACAAUCGUUGUGGUGAUGGCGUUCAAAGCAACGCUGCCUGGCAAUAAUAUGAUGAAGUGGUUUGGACCAAGACAGCAACGGCUGGUGGUUUACAUCCUCACACUGGUGCAAUGUGCAAUAUGUACUACCUGGCUAAUUGUAUUUCCACCUUAUCCAUUGAAAAACACUAGUCACUCUAAUGAGAUAAUCGUGUUUGAAUGCAACGUAGGGUCUUCUUUAGCCUUCUACAGUGUACUCGGUUAUAUUGGAUUUCUCUCCUGCGUGUGUUUUGUGGUAGCUUUUCUCGCUCGAAAACUUCCAGAUAACUUCAAUGAAGCGAAACACAUAACGUUUAGCAUGCUUAUCUUUUGUGCAGUUUGGAUAACUUUCAUUCCAGCUUACAUAAGUUCGCCAGGGAAAUAUGCUGUGGCGGUUGAAGUGUUUGCUAUUUUGGCUUCCAGCUUUGGUCUACUAAUUUGCAUUUUUGUUCCAAAAUGUUAUAUUAUUCUGUUGAAGAAAGAAAACAACACAAAAAGUUGCAUAAUGGGCUCAGUGUUUUCCAAAAAAAGCUUUGAAAAUGUUCAUAAAUGA
Messenger RNA from Chiloscyllium plagiosum (whitespotted bambooshark), 2403 nucleotides. RefSeq names its product extracellular calcium-sensing receptor-like. Gene Ontology annotation, cellular component: plasma membrane. The record is from RefSeq and is a predicted model, not a curated record. Gene Ontology annotation, biological process: G protein-coupled receptor signaling pathway. Gene Ontology annotation, molecular function: G protein-coupled receptor activity. Lineage: Eukaryota; Metazoa; Chordata; Chondrichthyes; Orectolobiformes; Hemiscylliidae.